AUGAAUAACUCUUAUGAUGGACGAUCUGGGGUGGACCGACAUCCAAGUACACCUAACCUACUAGCUCUUUCACGAGAUGAAUACAUCUCAAGAGUCGAGAACGCAACUGCCACUGACAUACUCGCAAUUAGCGAAGAACCUCCCGUUGAAAUCGAAUAUCCAGAUUGGACCAUCCGAUACGCAAGCCUAGGAGGAAGCACCGAAGUUACCAACAUCGCAUGUCUUUAUGAUGGCUUCAUGGCCGGAAUCCUAAAGGAUCCCGCUCUCAACAUCGAUGAUACUUCUAACUGGACCUCUUACAAUUUCUAUACCAAAAGCGUUGCUAACAGGCAAAACAACAGGGGCCCUGCUGCGGUAGGUCCAGUAGCCAGCACUAUCGUAUCCGCCAAGGCAGCUACGAUCAUAAUAACACUUUCAAACCCAGAAGCUGAAGUAGGCCGAUAUAUUCCUCGUCUCUACGCUAGCGAGCUCAUGUACCAAUCCUGGCGCGAUACAUGCAAUGAAGACGACUCAAUCGAAGCAGGCUACCAGGUGAGUAAUCUGAAAUACAUCAUCCGUGGCCCGAUAGUUGAUCAAGGUAUACACGACACGAUUAGAGAUGUACUUGAAGCGACGGGUUUCUCGUCUAAAGAAAUUGAUAGAGGUGUACGAACUACAUUCUCGGUCACUGAUGUGAAUCCUGCUCUUCUUAGGAGGUUGAUGGAGACUGAAGUUGGUAGAUCGGUUGCGAGGAUGUGUACGGAUCAUCCGCAAAGUUUGGGUGCAAAACAGGUGGGUAAGAUUCAUGUUUGGAAUGAUGUUCUGGGCAGUGAUGCCGAUGGUGUUUUGGUUUUUGAAUUAGAAUAA
Molecule: messenger RNA, 846 nt
Organism: Sclerotinia trifoliorum
Lineage: Eukaryota; Fungi; Ascomycota; Leotiomycetes; Helotiales; Sclerotiniaceae
Source: the annotation of a GenBank genome assembly